CCCGUAUAGACCUCCCCAAAAAAGAAAAAAAAACACUAAACAAUAUAAUGUUUGUUAAUCUCACUCUGAUACAUCGAUAUUUUAGACGAACAUUAGUUAAUAUUUGACGUCGGAGAUAAUUUUUAAAGAGCAUUGAUACGGCUACUAUUUUAUUCAGACGUAGAUAGGGAGAUGUGGUGCUACCAGAAGCCGGAGUUUGAAGCCCUCCUCCUCGCCGAGCUGCAGAGACAGCAACAGUGCAGCCAGUUCUGUGACACCCUGCUCAAGACAGAAGGUGUUUCAGUGCCGGCUCACAGCUGUGUCCUGUCCGCUCUCAGCCCCCACUUCUCCUCCACUCUGUCCUCCGCGCCACAGCCCCCUGCAGGACAGAGCCGUCUCCUGGAGUUUCGGGCUCUAAGCGCCUGCACCCUGCUCCACAUGGUCCGACUGCUGUACUGUGGGGAGAUGGCAGGCGAGGGGGAGAAGGAGAAGCAGGAAGCUAUCUCUGCUGCGGCCAAGCUUGGCAUCCACGGGCUGGUGGAGGUCACAAAAAGACAACUUGAGAGAGGCAGUGUGAAAGGAGACGGGGGGCACACCGAGGCAGGGGUACAGACGGAGCCGCUGAUGCCUGAGGAGGAUGAAGGGAGAGGGGGCAGGUGGAGGAGAGAGGUGAGGGAUGGGAGCACCUUUCUUUGGAAAGACACACUGUCAGAUGGUAGAAAAGACUCAUGGACUCAAACAGAGGAGAUGCAAGAGCAAUUGGUUCCCGCUUAUCAACCAGCAGCCCCCCUUGAGACCAUUGAUGUAGCCGCUUUUCAGAGUUUAGGACAGACCACCUCCCAUUUUGUUCCACCUCAAAUUCCCUACGUUCCCAUAUCCCUUGUCUACCCACCUAAUGAAAACCCAACACAACAACCAUCAUAUGCCCUCAUGGACUCCAUGCAGGAAUCCACCUCAGCAGCUGGGUUCAUGUCUAUUUUGGCACCUCAGCACACCUUUGUCCCCCAGACUCUUCUUCCUUUUUCCAGCCAAGGGCCCCCCUGGGCUGCUGGGCUUCAGAGCUGGUGGGCCGCCCCCCAGGAGGCAGCCAGAGAAGCAGCAGCUAACGAAUGGGAGGACCAGAAUCUGGAGCAGUUUGAUGACUUCCUAAACCCGGACAAGGAGGAGGGCGUCGGCAGGGGGCGAGCAAGAAGGAGGCGGGGCACAGGAGAGGGAGGUGCCAGGAGAGGGGGGGCAGGAGAGAGGAGAGCCAGGAGAUCACGAGCAGGAACAGGAGGGAGGGGGAGAGGAGGGUUGACGCAGAUGGUGGAUGUGCAGGAGGUGGGGGUGAGCAGGCUGCAGAAGCUAUUCCUGCAGAGGGUCUGGGGGGGGACGCCCAGGACGGGACAGGGCGGAGGGGCUGCAGGCAAGAAGCUGUUCCUGAAGCCCAGAGAGCUCCUGAAGUCAACGAAGAAAAGAGGGCCCGGCAAAGUGUGGGGGGUGGGAGACGUGCUGCCAUACAAAGGGGAGAGAGGAGGUCAAACGCAGCAUGGGAGGAAGAGAACAACGCAGGAGGUUAACCCGAACGGUCUUCCCGUUGGGCGGCCGAGGAGAGGGAGGCCCCCGCGUGUUCCCCCUCACGAGGAACAGCCCGAACACAUUGAACGUCUGCUGGAGGAAGUGAUGAACGACCUCGAUAUUUUUAAAAACAACGGUGCUCCUCAGCCUCCUCCUCCAACCCGCAGCAGCGACGUGGCCUCCUGUGGAAAUACUGUGACACAAAACAAAUCAGGCUCCAAUGGGUACCCACGGGUUGUUGUUGUCGCGAGAGGAGGGGGCAGCCCCAGCGUAGCAAACCCUGGGACCCCCAUUCUGCAGCAGCAGGGGGAGGGGGAGGGGGAGGUGAACGAGACGCUGAACACCUUACUUCAGUCCUUUGAGCACAACAUUGACAGCUGCUCCGCCUGUGAAGAGGCUAACACCGCUCAGAGAAAGAAUACACCUCCUCCUGCCAGGCAACCGAGUGACGAGGCUGAAACACCUCUGAGGCGUUCACUGUCUUCUGCUCGCAGUGCCGCUCCACCUGAACACACAGAGGGAUCAACGGCACCAGACAAAAUAAGAAAAAGGAAAAGGAAAAGAAUAAAGCCGUAUAUGCUCUCAUUGGACAGAAAGAGGGUGAGGGUGAGGAAGCCGGUGUCAUCCAGUGAAACAAAAACCACAAAGAUUUUGGACCAGAGAGACGUGAAGCUGCUUCAUACGCCUGGGUUGAAACUGGAGAGGAGCGGCCGGCUGUCGGACAAAGUGAUGGAGCGCAGCUGCAAGGAAGUCAAGAAAUCUGCCAAAACAAAGCGCAGUUUAUCAUCGGUGACACAGCCACGGGACAGCGUCCGGGAAGCAGCUCCGCCGAUUGCAUGGAGCACAAAGACUUACCCAAUCAGGAGCCGCUUAAGAAAGGCAAAUAUGGACAGUGCACCCUUUCUUGUGGAGCCACUUCAAACUAAGCGACCAUCAUCAGCAGGCCCCGGAAGAGACAGUUUAUCUAAUGAGAGUUCAUCACUACCUGUUGAGCCACAGCCUAUGGAGCCCUGUGUAAUGGAUGAACAACUACAGAGAAAUCCAGAGACACGUGAAGAAGAAAUAACAGUCCAGCAUCAGGAAGAGGUAGAGGAAGAAACAAGGAGGGGAGAGAAGAGACACACCGAGCCAGAGGAGACGGGUGAGGAAUCCUCUGUGCCUAAGAGGGUCUGCUUUGAGCAGACAGCACAGCCGACCUCUGAAACAUGCGCACUGAGCUGUAAAUCUGCAGACUGUGUCUCCGGACCAGCACCCAGAGAGAGGAGGGACAUAGUCUCUGUAGAGACUGUUCCCAUUGCAGGAGAGUGCUUACCAAGACAAGAUGAAACAAAGAGGGGUGAAAUCAACAUCAGAGAAACUGACUGUGAGAUGGAGAGCAGUGGGGAUGACAUGAUUGCUGUGGACGGAGAACCUGAAGACUCGGACACUUCACCUCAGACUCAUUGUGUCGAUGCAAAGCUUUCACUUUCACCCACUUCACUUUCAGCAACGGAGUUCAGUCUGACGUCGACAGGAAGCUGGGAGGAUGACGAGGACGUCGAUGUGAUCGGCGGUUCCAGUCCCGCCCCUGAUCCCGUGCUCUUCAGCUGGACAGAGUGCUCAGAGGUUGAGGAAGAGGAAGGAGACGAGGAUAUUGACGUUGUGGGAGACAAUCCAAUCUACACUUCAUCAUCGCUCCUUGCUACUGUGAGGUGAGCUAGUUAACAAGGAUCGUCACACUGGGGUGCUUCACAAGCAGCUGUCAGGUUUUUUUCGACUUGUCUUCUCCAGUUCAUGUUAUUUGAUUUCAUGGAAAAACAUUCCUGAAUUGUUUUCAUUUAGCUUAAGAGUUGAAGAUAAAUAACGUCUGAUUAUAAAUGUCUGACAAUCACGUGAGAGAUUUGUGAGCGACUUGUUGACUAUCUGUUUGGAUUUAAAGACAAAAAAGCAAACAUGUGCAUCAUAACUCUGAAGGCACUCACAUCAGCAUCAAAAUAGAGGACUGUUCAUAUGCACUUAUUCAGUUCCUGAGUUGAGUUAACCAUUGUCAAAAGGUGACUUUUGUAUUCUUUCGAGGUAUUAAGCAGUUGAUUUUAUGUAUAAAAAAAAGUAUUGCUGUUAAGUUCAGUGAUUUUAUGUUUACUAAGCAGAGAUAUUCAUCAUAGUUUGUUUUAACUGCAGAAAGUGAGAAAAACAGCGAUAUAGAAACAGUUUAGAAAGAGAUGCAGUGCAAAAACAAUCAAAAAGUGUGUUUUAGGCGAGUGUUUUAUUACUUAUAAUUAUGACUAUUACUGUUUUAGUUGUACAAAUGUUGACAAUAUUAGCCUUUGUUAGUUGGAAAUGUUCCAGGAAACUUCUGUCUUCCUUGUUUUACUGUUAAGUUAUGUUUGGUAAUGUUCCUUGUGGCACUUUUGAGUCUGGACU
Messenger RNA from Gymnodraco acuticeps, 3939 nucleotides. RefSeq lists its product as uncharacterized. The coding region runs from base 172 to 3231 and encodes 1019 amino acids. The transcript has 7 exons. Gene Ontology annotation, molecular function: protein binding. NCBI's taxonomy places the organism in Eukaryota, Metazoa, Chordata, Actinopteri, Perciformes, Bathydraconidae. Gene Ontology annotation, biological process: positive regulation of transcription elongation by RNA polymerase II. The record is from RefSeq and is a predicted model, not a curated record.